AUGACGCCUUCACUCCGGGUCAUCCCCAACGCCGCAACCCGCGCUGUCUCCCUUUUGAGGACGAUUCAAGCCCAUCCGCCAUCAUGCCCAUGCCACACCAACCCCAAUCACCACCACCAUCACAACCCUCUUCACUUCAACCCGCGGCCUCUCCGCACGGGCAACCGCAGCCGCGGCUUCGCAACGCCCGUAGAUGGACCCCAGAAGGAAUACGCCUUUGAGAUGGCCGCCUCCUCGAUCCGCUUCGGCCCCGGCUCCACGCAGGAGGUCGGCAUGGACUUCUCCAACAUGGGCGCCAAGCGCGUCGCCGUCGUCACCGAUGAAACCGUCGACGGGCUCUUCGCCAUGCAGCAGGCCCGCGAGGCGCUAGACCGCGAAGGCAUCAACUACAAGGUCUACAACAAGACCCGCGUCGAGCCCAAGGACAGCAGCGUCCGCGACGCCAUCGACUGGGCUCGCCCUUUUGCGCCCGAUGCGUUCCUCGCCGUCGGCGGCGGUUCCGUCAUCGACACCGCUAAGCUGAUGAACCUGUACACUUGCUACCCCGAUGCCCCCUUCCUCGACUUCGUCAACGCGCCGCUCGGCAAGGGGAGACCUGUCGACAAGCCUCUGAAGCCGCUGAUCGCGGUACCCACCACCGCCGGAACGGGCUCCGAGACCACGGGAACCGCCAUCUUCGACCUGGUCUCCAAGCGCGCCAAGACGGGCGUCGCGCACAGGAACCUCAAGCCCACGCUCGGGAUCUGCGACCCGCUCAACACCCGCACCAUGCCCUCCGCCGUCAAGGCGGCUUCGGGUCUGGACGUCCUCUGCCACUCCCUCGAAUCCUGGACGGCAAUCCCCUUCAACGAGCGCGUGCCCCGUCCCAAGAACCCCAUCCUCCGUCCCGCAUACCAGGGCGCGAACCCAAUCAGUGACGUCUUUUCCUUCCACGCCCUGAGGGCGACCGUGAAGUACCUCCCCCGUGCCGUCCGUGACCCCGACGACUUCGAGGCCCAGAGCGAGAUGCUCCUCGCCGCGACGCUCGCCGGUGUCGGUUUUGGUAACGCCGGCGUCCAUCUCUGCCACGGCAUGUCGUACCCCAUCUCGGGCCAGAACCCAGGCUACCAGCACGCAGGCUACAAUGUGAAAUACCCCAUCAUCCCGCACGGCGUCUCGGUCGCCGUCACCGCCCCCGCAGUCUUCCGCUUCACCGGCGCCUCCAACCCGGAGCGCCACCUCGCCGCCGCCGAGGCCUUUGGCGUCGACAUCUCCCGUGUGCGCAAGGAGGAUGCGGGUGCCGUGCUGGCCGACGCCCUGACCAAGUUCCUCGCGGACCUCGGCGACCAGCCGGCCGGUAUCAGGGAGCUAGGUUUCGGUACGGAGCACCUCGAUGACCUCGUCGAGGGCACCAUCCCUCAGGCCAGAGUGCUCAUGCUCGCACCCGGCCUGGAGACGGAGCUGCAGAAGGAGAGAGAGCAGCUCAGGAGUCUGUUCGAGAAUGCCAUGGCGCACUAA
This is a messenger RNA of Colletotrichum truncatum, 1497 nucleotides long. Its product is annotated as hydroxyacid-oxoacid transhydrogenase. Gene Ontology annotation, molecular function: alcohol dehydrogenase (NAD+) activity; metal ion binding. The record is from RefSeq and is a predicted model, not a curated record. Gene Ontology annotation, cellular component: mitochondrion. NCBI's taxonomy places the organism in Eukaryota, Fungi, Ascomycota, Sordariomycetes, Glomerellales, Glomerellaceae.